Molecule: messenger RNA, 513 nt
Organism: Colletotrichum spaethianum
Lineage: Eukaryota; Fungi; Ascomycota; Sordariomycetes; Glomerellales; Glomerellaceae
Product: putative transporter
Exons: 2
Coding region: 1-513 (170 amino acids)
Cellular component (GO): membrane
Molecular function (GO): transmembrane transporter activity
Source: RefSeq, a predicted model, not a curated record
AUGGACAAGAAAGAGACCAUCGAGGCACCCGAGCUUGUCGAGGAUCCCGCCGACCCGAAGCAACGGACCAACUAUGACAAGGUUGACAAUGAGGUUGCUAUGUAUGCCGGCGAAACCAUCGUCGAGAUUGAUGAAGCGACAAACAAGAGGUUGAAGAGAAAGAUUGACGAGAGGGUGCUGAGUGUAAUGAUCGUCACAUACUUCAUGCAGUCUUUGGAUAAGGGAACGAUGUCGUUUUCGUCCAUCAUGGGUAUUAUUGAUGAUACAGGUCUCAAGGGCCAAGAGGAAAACUACAUCAUUCAGAAAAUCCCGAUCGCAAAGUGGCUUGCCUUUAACAUCAUCAUGUGGGGCAUCACACUGAGUCUCCACGCUGCAUGCAACAACUUUACUGGUCUGAUCAUCGUCCGUGGUUUCCUGGGCGGUUUCGAAGCAGUCUGCCAACCGGCGUUCGUACUCUUGACUUCCAUGUGGUACAAGCGCGAAGAACAAGCCGCGACGGCCAUUUACUGGUGA